AAAAUCCGCCGGCUGUUCAAUAAUCGUACCAUUUCAGUUUGUGUAGUCAUACGGUCAGGACGUGCCCAGUCGCUAAACGAAGAGAGAGAGAAGAAAAAAAAAACAAAACGUAAACAAAUCAACCGAUAUCCUUCAAUCCUACGCACAACGCAACGGAACAAACAACAGAAAAAAACACACAAACUUAAAACUUACUGAUAAAACAACUGGUUCUAGUGAAAAGUAUACCGCGUGUGAUAAUUUUGCAACAGACCCGAUUUUUGUCCGUGUCUUUGAUUGUGGUACCCACAACAAGUGCUUUGCAAACAAAAAACAAAAAACCUGAAGUGCUCGAGUAUUAUUUAUUUUUAAACUUAGCAGUUUUUCGUGUAUAAAAAACCAAAUCCAUCAUGUGCGACGAAGAGGUUGCUGCCCUGGUUGUGGACAAUGGAUCCGGUAUGUGCAAGGCCGGUUUCGCUGGGGAUGAUGCACCACGUGCCGUCUUCCCGUCGAUCGUGGGACGCCCCCGUCAUCAGGGCGUCAUGGUCGGAAUGGGCCAGAAAGAUUCGUACGUUGGCGACGAGGCCCAGAGCAAACGUGGUAUUCUGACUUUGAAAUACCCGAUUGAGCACGGUAUCGUCACCAACUGGGACGAUAUGGAGAAAAUCUGGCACCACACGUUCUACAACGAGCUGCGUGUGGCUCCCGAGGAACACCCGGUGCUGCUGACGGAGGCACCAUUAAACCCAAAAGCCAAUCGCGAGAAGAUGACUCAGAUUAUGUUCGAAACAUUCAACACGCCCGCGAUGUACGUCGCCAUCCAGGCCGUACUGUCACUGUAUGCAUCCGGUCGUACGACGGGUAUUGUGUUGGAUUCCGGUGAUGGCGUCUCGCACACGGUCCCGAUUUAUGAAGGAUACGCACUGCCCCACGCCAUUUUGCGUCUCGAUCUGGCUGGCCGUGAUUUGACCGAUUACUUGAUGAAGAUCCUUACGGAGCGCGGCUAUUCUUUCACCACCACAGCCGAACGUGAAAUCGUUCGCGACAUCAAGGAGAAGCUGUGCUACGUCGCGUUGGACUUCGAGCAGGAGAUGGCCACGGCUGCAUCUUCCAGUUCCUUGGAAAAGAGUUACGAGUUGCCCGAUGGACAGGUCAUCACCAUCGGUAAUGAACGAUUCCGUUGCCCAGAGGCUCUAUUCCAGCCCUCGUUCCUGGGUAUGGAGGCAUGCGGAAUUCACGAAACCACUUACAACUCGAUCAUGAAGUGCGAUGUGGACAUCCGUAAGGAUCUGUAUGCAAACACGGUCUUGUCCGGUGGUACCACCAUGUACCCGGGUAUUGCUGACCGCAUGCAAAAGGAAAUUACGGCACUGGCACCAUCUACAAUGAAGAUUAAGAUCAUUGCUCCUCCGGAGCGCAAAUACUCUGUGUGGAUCGGUGGAUCCAUCCUUGCGUCGCUCUCCACAUUCCAACAGAUGUGGAUCUCGAAGCAGGAGUAUGAUGAAUCCGGUCCAUCCAUCGUGCACCGAAAGUGCUUCUAAGCACCGCGGUUUGGCACUGUUCCCGGCCCCGCAUCGUUACCGCCGUCGAGCUUAGCUGCAAUCGGAUUUCCGACCGUUGGAUCACCAUCACCAACAGCAGUGGAAGCAGAUAAACACCAUCAAUUUUUGCUGCGCCUGCGGUAGCGACAUUUUUUUUUUCACUAAAAAUACGUUAUACAUUCACAGCAUUUUUACAGCUUUAUGUAUGUUUCACUAAUAUUCAGUUAGGGACGCGACACUAUCACCCCAUCACUUCCAGCAACAGAAAAGAGAAACGGAAAAGAGAGAGACAUAUGAUAGGAAAGAGAGCGUAAUAGGAUUUUUUUUUUGAUAGCCACACCUGCCACGCUCCCAGGCACAUAACAUCGUUCCGCCACGCCAUCUCAUUCCCGCGACUGUUCGAUGCAUAAUUCGUCCAGUCCUGCAUCUGGCGUUCGAUUACAAUCAGGACGAAUAACGUACUCGGCUACAUCUGCGCAACUGUAGGCAUUGGCUUGAGUAUAGGAAUGUACUGGGUGGUAAUACAACUAGGAACAAAGGGUUAUGAAAAAUUUAAGUGAGACAGUCCUGUGGACAGCCGCAAUAACAUGCAGUAUCUCUUUCUAUUUCCUUUUCGAUCUCGUGACUGCUGCGUAAGCUGGCUCUAGCUCUCGGGUGCUUUCAAGAAUAUUGUUUGUAUCAAGAGCCAAUAAAUUUUGAGUCGUACGAAUAAUGGAAGAAUACACCUACCUAUUAUAAAGAAAAACAAAUUCGAAAUCAAUUAUUUAUUUCCGUUAGUAAA
Molecule: messenger RNA, 2301 nt
Organism: Anopheles funestus (African malaria mosquito)
Lineage: Eukaryota; Metazoa; Arthropoda; Insecta; Diptera; Culicidae
Product: actin-5C
Exons: 2
Coding region: 390-1520 (376 amino acids)
Biological process (GO): mitotic cytokinesis
Source: RefSeq, a predicted model, not a curated record